Messenger RNA from Drosophila innubila, 1526 nucleotides. It is a transcript of the gene spict, whose product is annotated as magnesium transporter NIPA2. The coding region runs from base 147 to 1304 and encodes 385 amino acids. NCBI's taxonomy places the organism in Eukaryota, Metazoa, Arthropoda, Insecta, Diptera, Drosophilidae. The transcript has 3 exons. Gene Ontology annotation, biological process: magnesium ion transport. The record is from RefSeq and is a predicted model, not a curated record. Gene Ontology annotation, molecular function: magnesium ion transmembrane transporter activity. Gene Ontology annotation, cellular component: membrane.
CGACUAAUACAAUAAAUAAUCUAAAUCGACUAAAAAUCGAAUCGAGUCACAUCACUAAUAAAAACAAAACAGCGAAGAAGGUGCAGCAAACAAAGUUGGAAGCGCUUUUGCACGCUGCAAAAGAGAUAAAGUUGCGGUACAACAUAAUGAACAGUGAAGCCACAUUAGUGCAGGCGGGACAGGGACAAGAUGUCCACAGUGCAUCCGUCUCCUCUCCACCGUCCCUGGCUGCCACCACUGUUGCCACCUCAGUGAUGGAUCCAUAUACAAACACCGACUUCUACAUUGGAGUUGGCUUGGCUGUAUCCUCGUGUUUUUUCAUCGGCUCCAGCUUCAUCAUCAAGAAGAAGGCUCUCCUGAGACUCAGUCGGCAUGGUGAGGUGCGGGCGGCGGCGGGAGGAUUUGGUUAUUUACGUGAAUGGAUCUGGUGGGCGGGUCUCUUAACAAUGGGAUUGGGCGAAGCAGCUAAUUUCGCGGCUUAUGCAUUUGCGCCCGCUUCUCUUGUGACUCCCCUCGGGGCCUUGAGUGUGAUUAUAUCGGCGGUGAUGGCAUCGAAAUUCCUCAAUGAGAAACUUAAUCUCCUAGGGAAAAUUGGCUGUUUUCUGUGCAUCAUUGGCUCGACAAUAAUUGUGAUACACUCGCCGAAGGAAAAGGAGAUUGAGGAUCUGCAGGUGUUAUUCGAAAUGCUGCAGGAUCCGGUGUUUAUACUCUAUGUGAUCUGUAUCUUUGGAUCGAGUGCGUUUGUGGCAUGCUUUGUGGCACCGCGACAUGGACACACCAAUGUCUGUGUUUACAUCUUUCUGUGCUCUGGAAUUGGAUCCUUGACGGUGAUGUCCUGUAAGGCAUUGGGCCUGGCCAUUAGGAGCACGAUUGCCAAUGGCUCGAAUGUGUUUGGCACUUGGAUGCCAUGGUUCCUCAUUGUGGUCACCGUCACCUUUAUUGCCAUACAAAUGAAUUAUUUGAACAAAGCCCUCGACAUAUUUAAUACGAGCAUUGUCACGCCCGUUUAUUAUGUGAUGUUUACAACUCUGGUGAUCACUGCAUCUGCCAUAUUGCUAAAGGAACUGAAUCACAUGAAGUUCGAGAAUAUCCUGGGUGAUGUCUGCGGAUUUUUGACUGUAAUCACGGCUGUCUUUAUGCUCAAUGCCUUCAAGGAUGUCGACAUCACAUUGAGUGAUGUUCGAGGUUUAAUGCGCCCCAAAAUGCAGCGAGUUUCGGAGUACGAUGAGGAAGUUCUGGUCAGCAGCAAUUUAAAGGAGCGUCGUUUCUCAUACGGUUCAAGCGAUCUCUUUCGCAAGGCAUGACACAAACAGCGCUAUCAAGUUUAGUUAUUUCCCAUGACCCAAACUUGAAACAAUCCAAAAAAAAAAUAACACAUAUCCCAUUUUAUUGUUCCUUCAUCUUGUUAAACACACAUUCUUUAAAUUAAGCCCUAGCAUUUUAAGUGUAUUGUGAAACUGAAGAGUAUUUUGGAAAUUGUAUAUAUUUUAACUUAUGUAAUAUACGAAUUAUCCCUUGCCACUUUA